AUGGCCGGUUCUUCCAAUAAGCGAACCAUCGUCAUCGCGGUGGAUUUUGGUACCACAUACUCUGGGAUAGCAUGGGGUCAAAUGAGUAACCCGGAUACCCAAUAUAUUAUCAAUCAAUGGCCGCAAAAUGCUUCUGAUACAUGUGAUGGGCUGACUAGUGAAAAGGUACCCAGCGAGGUCACCUAUGAGUACACUAAGUCCGGAAAGAAAUGUCUAUGGGGAUUUCAAAUUCUCGACAGCAUGCCCCGAAUCCAAUGGAUCAAACUCGGCUUUGUUUCUGACCGCAAGCUUGGGCUAGGAUCUCGAUUGUCUUCGACAUACAGCGAUUGUCGUCGUAUUCCAGUCCCUUAUCAUUCAUCACCAGAAGAUGUUGUGACGGAUUACCUCCGAUGCCUCCGUGAACAUGCUGUUGACACCUUGAAGUUGAAGCUCGGUAGUUCGAUGGACAGUACGGGCCUUGAGUUCGUCAUCACAGUCCCAGCAAUUUGGCCAGACAAAGCGAAAAUGACUACAAUGGUCUGCGCAGAAAAGGCAGGCUUUGGGGAAGCUUCCGCAGUACGCAUAAUAUCUGAACCUGAAGCUGCUGCUAUACAUUCGCUUCGUGCUUCUAAUCCUCAUGGACUGAAGGUCGGAGAGACCAUCGUUCUUUGUGAUGCAGGAGGGGGCACUGUCGAUCUUAUCACAUUUACAAUCAUUGAGCUAUCACCUAAUACGCGUCUAAAGGAGGAAGCACCGGGCACUGGGUCAUUGUGUGGUAGCACCUUUCUAAACAGGCGCUUUGAAGAGCUGCUGAACGAUCGCCUCUCUUCCCUUCCUGGGUGGGAAAGGGACACGCUGGAUGAAGCAAUGCAUCGAUUCGAGACUGUCGCCAAAAGAACAUUCAAUGGAAAUACAGACGAUGACUUCAUGUUUCCUGUUCCAGGUAUAGCAGACAACCAGGAAGUCGGGGUUCGUCGCGGCCGAUUCCGAGUAACGGGACAAGAGAUGCAGCAACUGUUUCUGCCUGUAAUACGGGACAUUGAAAACCUUGUCCGCCAGCAGAUUGAGGCUUCUACCGCACAUGUCGGGGCGAUUUUCUUAGUUGGAGGCUUUGGACAGAGUCCAUAUCUUCGCACCCAUCUUCGCGAUUGCUUUUCUCCGGAAGUGCAAGUGAUAGCACCAGUUGACGGCUGGACUGCUGUUGUCAGAGGCGCGCUGACAAAGACUCUUGGGGAAGCAUCUGACGCAGAGGCCAAAAAUUCUGUUGAAUCCCGCAAAGCAAGGGAAAGUUAUGGAUUGAUUUCUUCGACCAAAUUUAUUGAGGGGGUGCAUGAUGCGAAGAAGAAAUACUGGAGUGACAGGGAAGGAACUUUUAAAAUCCAUGUCAUGCAUUGGGUUAUUUGCGAGGGGGACGAUAUCGAAGAAGCGAAGGCCAUUGAGAUAGAGUGGGUUAAGCAUAAGCCCGUCAAGCACGGUCCAUUCGACUCAAUUUCUUUCACCCUCUAUAAGUUCGAUACUCCUCUGGGUGAGAAGCCACCUUUGUACUUCAAUCGUCGCAUGAAGCCACAUGUCACAUUGAAUCCGGUUCUCGAUCUAAUUGAAAAAGGACACAUUCCAGUCCGUCGUGGUGCAGAUAAUGAGCUAUACUACAAACUCGCCUACAAAAUCCAUGCGGUGUACUAUUCCGCUCACAGUGAAUACACGCUCUGGUAUGAAGGCCGCAACUAUGGAAGCGUCAAAGCCGACUACGUCUGA
Molecule: messenger RNA, 1734 nt
Organism: Aspergillus welwitschiae
Lineage: Eukaryota; Fungi; Ascomycota; Eurotiomycetes; Eurotiales; Aspergillaceae
Product: Hsp70 family protein
Exons: 5
Coding region: 1-1734 (577 amino acids)
Molecular function (GO): ATP-dependent protein folding chaperone; ATP binding
Source: RefSeq, a predicted model, not a curated record